Pipistrellus kuhlii (Kuhl's pipistrelle) is the source of this 2899-nucleotide messenger RNA. RefSeq names its product alpha-L-iduronidase (gene IDUA). The record is from RefSeq and is a predicted model, not a curated record. The transcript is spliced from 14 exons. Lineage: Eukaryota; Metazoa; Chordata; Mammalia; Chiroptera; Vespertilionidae. Gene Ontology annotation, biological process: carbohydrate metabolic process. Gene Ontology annotation, molecular function: L-iduronidase activity. Bases 16 to 1971 code for a protein of 651 amino acids.
CCCGCCGCGCCCGCCAUGCGCGCCCCCGCCGUGCGCCCCCCGCGCCCCGGGCCGCCGCUGGCCGCCCUCCUGGCCGCCCUCCUGGCCGCCCUCCUGGCCGCGCUGCCCGCCGCUCCGGCCGAGGCCCCGGUCCUGGUGCGCGUGGACGCGGCCCGCGUGCGGGGCCCGCUCCGGCCCUUCUGGCGGAGCACGGGCUUCUGCCCCCCGCUGCCGCACAGCCGCGCGGACCUGUUCGACCUCAGCUGGGACCAGCAGCUCAACCUGGCCUACGUGGGCGCAGUGCCCCAUGGCGGCAUCGAGCAGGUGCGGACGCACUGGCUGCUGGAGCUGGUCACGGCCAGGAGGUCGGCUGGGCAGGACCUGAGCUACAACUUCACGCUCCUGGAUGGGUUCCUGGACCUGCUCCGGGAGAACCAGCUCCGCCCGGGCUUCGAGCUGAUGGGCAGCCCCUCUGGGCACUUCACCGACUUUGAAGACAAGCAGCAGGUGUUUGAGUGGAAGGAACUGGUCUCCCUCCUGGCCAGGAGGUACAUCGACAGGUACGGCCUGGAGCAGGUGUCCAAGUGGAACUUCGAAACGUGGAAUGAGCCGGACCACAAGGACUUCGAUAAUGUGUCCAUGACUUUGCAAGGCUUCUUCAAUUACUACGACGCCUGCUCGGAGGGGCUGCGGGCGGCCAGCCCGGCGCUGCGCCUGGGCGGCCCCGGGGACGCCUUCCGGCCGCCGCCGCGCUCCCCGCUGAGCUGGGGGCUGCUGGCGCACUGCCAGCGCGGCGCCAACUUCUUCACGGGCGAGCGCGGCGUGCGGCUGGACUUCAUCGCGCUGCACCGCAAGGGCGCGGGCAGCUCCAUCUUCAUCCUGGAGCAGGAGAGGGAGGUGGUGCGGCAGAUACAGCGGCUGUUCCCGGGGUUCGCCGACACCCCCAUCUACAACGACGAGGCCGACCCGCUGGUGGGCUGGGCGCUGCCGCAGGCGUGGCGGGCGGACGUGACCUACGCGGCGCUGGUGGUGAAGGUGGUCGCGCAGCACCAGGACCUGCCGCUGGCCCCCGGCGCCGCCCGCCUCGCGCUGCUGAGCAACGACAACGCCUUCCUGAGCUUCCACCCGCACCCCUUCGCGCAGCGCACGCUCACCGCGCGCUUCCAGGUCAACAACACGCGCCCGCCGCACGUGCAGCUGCUGCGCAAGCCGGUGCUCACGGCCAUGGCGCUGCUGGCGCUGCUGGACGGGGAGCAGCUGCGGGCGCAGGUGUCGCGGGCCGGGGUGGUGCUGGAUGCCAACCACACGGUGGGCGCCCUGGCCAGCGUGCACCGCCCCGCCGGGCCCGCUGACGCCUGGCGCGCCGCCCUGCUGGUCUUCGCGAGCGACGACACCCGCGCGCACGCUAACCGCAGCGCCGCCGUGACCGUGACCCUGCGCGGGGCGCCCCCGGGCCCGGGGCUCGUGUACGUGACUUUCUACCUGGACAACCGGUGCUGCAGCCCCGACGCCGAGUGGCAGCGCCUGGGCCGGCCGGUCUUCCCGUCCCCGGAGCAGUUCCGGCGCCUGCGUGCGGCCGAGGACCCCGUGGCCACCGCGCCGCGCCCGUUCCCCGCCGGCGGCCGCCUGACGCUGCGCCGCGCGCUGCCGCUGCCCGCGCUGCUGCUGGUGCACGUGUGCGCGCGGCCCGCCGAGCCGCCCGGCCAGGUGACGCGGCUGCGGACGCUGCCCUUGACCCGCGGGCAGCUGCUCCUGGUCUGGUCGGAUGAGCGCAUGGCCUCCAAGUGCCUGUGGACAUACGAGGUGCAGUUCGCCCCGGACGGCCAGGCGUUUGCACCCGUCCGCCGGAAGCCGUCCACCUUUAACCUCUUUGUGUUCAGCCCAGACACGGCUGUGGUCUCCGGCUCCUACCGGGUCCGAGCGGUGGACUACUGGGCCCGGCCCGGCCCCUUCUCUGACCCAGUGCGGUACCGGGAGGCCUUUGCCCCCUGAGGGCCCUGCUGUCUGCCUUUCGCCCAGGCUGACCGGGGGGCUGGACCCGCAGCAGCUGCCGUGGUCGUCAGAUCUGGUCACCCUCCCUUCCGUCACUCACCCCCUCGAAGUGCCUUCCACACCUGGCCUCGGAGUGGACCUCUGGGACACGGCUGGAGAAGUCUCCCUUCUCCCCUGCCCCUCAGACCCCCCCCCCCCCCAGGGCGCCAGGCGGAGGCCCAGGCACUGCUCUUCAGCGCUCCCUGCCCAGCACCAGGGCCAGCAGGCCCCAUUCCCCUCCCACCCUCUGCCCCAAGGGGGGACCCACUUCCCAAGGCCCAGCUGGGCUCUCCCUGCACCUGCCAGGUGGGGGCAGGCUGGGCGCCAGGCUGCCUGGCACAAAUUGUGCCUCCCACAGGCAUCCUGGUUCCCUGUCUGUCUGGGCCCAGAGGGAGACGGGAGGUGUGCUCAGGUGGAGGCAGUUUGGGGGCAUCCAGAGAGCUGCGGGCAGGGGCAGGGUGGCCAUGGCGUACAGGACCCCAGCCCCCGCCCCGCAGCCCCCCGCUCCCGCAGACAGAGCAGGGAGGGAGCACUGGCUGCACACCAGAGCGGGGGCAGGAGCUUGCUGUGGGCCUGGGGUCCCUGCGGGUGGAGUGCAGGGUGUGGAGGCCCGAUUCCACUCCUGCCCGCCGCCCUCUGGGCUGCCCUGAGCGCAGAUUGGGAGGGGCUGGGUCUGGAAGGGCAGGUGGAAGACAAGGCCCCGUCCACCGCGGACGGCCCACCCAGUGUCCAUGAAAAGCUCAGCAGGGCCGCGUGGCUCGUGGUUGAGCGUCGACCUGUGAACCGGGAGACGGCAGUUUGAUUCCCAGUCAGAGCACAGGCCUGGGUCAUAGCCUCCAUCCCCAGUGUGGGCCGUGCAGGAGGCAGCCAGUCCAUGCCUCUCUCUCAC